UAAAAAUACAAAUGUCAAAAAGAGGCUCAAAAAUUAAAUUGAUCCACGAAGAAGAGACCAAGAAAAAGAAAGGCAAAAGCUUCAAAAGGAAGCUCUGGUCAAAAGAAGAGGAUACAGCUAUCACAAACUUGGUCAAAGAGAUUGGAGAGUGUAACUGGGGAAAAAUUGCAGAGAGAAUGAGCACAGACUACGAUAUUAAGGGUAGGACCGGAAAACAGUGCAGAGAGAGGUGGCAUAAUCAUCUUGCACCUGACGUUAAAAAGGAACCUCUAACCGAAACUGAGGAAAACCAAAUUUUUUUGUUACAUAUUAAACAGAACUUGAAAUGGGCUGAAAUUGCGAAGACUCUUGGAAAGCGUACUGAUAACGCUAUCAAGAAUCACUUUUAUGCUACUCUGAGGAGAUAUAUGAGAAGAGCUAAUAAAAUCAUGAAAAGUGAAGCAUUCAAAAAUCUUACAGAAUACCCUCUUGUAAAACUGACUUGUGACUAUAUCUACAAAUGCUUGAUGGACAAGAAGAUUAGUUAUGAAGAACUGUCAACAGUAGAUUCAGAAAAAUGGCAAUGGAUAAACAAGCACUAUUUAAAAGAGCUCUCACUGAAGAAAAACGAGAAAGAGUUUAGAGAAGUCAAAGUCACCUUGAACGAAAUAGUCAAUAGAAGGGUUAAAGUCCUAGUGGCGGCUGAAGAUGAAGCACAAAUUGAGGAUGGGUCAGUUUCAAGGCGUUCAUCUCGACUUUCAUCUAAAAAGCGGAACAAUUAUUCGGAAGAAUCUGAUAAUUUUAAUUUAUAUCUCCUCUUGGAACUGAUAAAUUAUGACCCAGAUUGGAAGAAGCAAGGUAACAAAAGAAUAUCUUCCAACCCAUAUAAGACUGCCUUUAAGAGGGUUAAAAUUAGUGAGACCAUUGAAAAUGUCAAAAAGGCUGAGAAAAUCCCUUCCCAAGUCUUUAGCAAUGGGUCUUUUGGUGACAAGACUAAGAGAGCUGUGAGUAAGUUACAGAACCCAAAGCUUGAUGAAAUACUCCAAAACAACGAAUCUGGUGGAGAUAGUGAUAAUGACUCCUUAGAUAUGAACAUUGGAAAGAAAGUUAAAAAGAAUGUGCAUGGAUACAAGCCAAAUGUUGCAUUUGCUGAAGAUAGAAACUUUAGCAACGUGAGCUUCCUCCAAGAUGCCAGAAAUAUUAGUAAGACUUCAUCUAUCGGAAGGAAAUCUAAUCCUUUCAACUAUGCAACUCCAAGUGGGGGUUUCAAAAAUCCUUUUGAUAAAAACAGUUCAAUUGCGUUUGAUAAAUUUUCAAAUCCUGGUAAUUUUGGCAGGAAUAAAACAAAAGUUCUCAACUUUGAUAAUGUAAAUCGCUUUGGAAGAGAAGAGUCAGAUCCGAGCUAUAGACAAUCCAUAUUCAAUGAUUCCAACCAAUUCCAGACAGCUGAUCAUCACUUUGGGCUUACUAACAACUUUUCCCCCGGCUUCUACUCAGGAUUAAGGUCAAACCCCAUGAACAUGGUCGAGAAAGAGUUAUCAAAUCCCAGAAUUCAGGCAGCAAACCCUCAACAAAUGCCUCGUUUGCAGAUGGAUAACUUCCAGUCUUCCAACAUGAACACUAAAAAUCCUUCAAUUCCAAAUCUAGAGGGGUCGCACAACACAGCUAGUUUUGGUCAACUGAAUCUUAGAAGUGGAAGAACUGUAUCUCAAGUAGCAAUGACUAAGACCAAAUCUAAUGCGUCUAGUAUUGCCCAAAAGAGGGAGGUUUCUCACCCUAUCGGUUCUCAGGUCAGGACAAGGUCGAGUGGGCUAAAACUAAACAGAUAAAUGUCUCUAAGAUUAAGCCCGUAAUAGGUUAACUCGUAAUGCUUGUUCCAUUUGACUCUGAAUCUGUAGCUAAUUUCUUCCUGCAAUACUAGGUUUAAUUUAUAUAAUUCCUUGAGGAAGCUGUAUUCUAGCGAGCCAAAUAGAUCGAUUAGUGUUGAUUUAGACGACAUC
This is a messenger RNA of Moneuplotes crassus, 1979 nucleotides long. NCBI's taxonomy places the organism in Eukaryota, Ciliophora, Spirotrichea, Euplotida, Euplotidae. The record is from the annotation of a GenBank genome assembly.